CGGCCAGCUCUGCAUGCGAAUACUGUAUUUGAAGUGUGUUUCUAUCUUUUUUAAUUCUGCAAGCUUUUUGUUUUCUAAAAUAUUUCAGUUUUUCCACGACUUUAAUAUGCUACUCAAGAAAGAUGGAGCUGCAGCUGUGGUGGAAGGGAUGCAAAUUGUCCUGAGCCUAGCCCUCGGGGAUCGCUUGGGAGCCAAAAGAAAGGACACGAUGCCUGUCUUGGAGGCUGACAAGGCGACAGCUUGUGCAAGGCGCAAGAAACACAUCCGGGCUGUACGAACCUUGCAACUCCUGGCGACACUUGUUCAUCAACCAAGAGCAAUGGAAGCAAUGUUUGUGCCUCUGGAAGGGGAGAAACCGUCUACACCAUGCAUUGCUUACAGUGGCACCUCUGUUGAGCAGGCAGACGACCUGUUCCUUUACAUUGAGAAGCAGCAGUUACUGCGUGUGAUUAAUGCUGAGCAAGGCAUUGCUGCAAUGAUGGCGGCGUACUAUCUUUUUGACAUCAACUAUGCUACAGCAGCACACAGUUUGUGCUGCGUUGUAGAACAUUUAUUUUUUGGUGUUCGUGUAACAAAACCAAGGUGCGCAACACAGCGCUUCAUCUCUUCUUACGUGGCAGAGUUCUCCAGUGUUCAGCUGCAGUCUUCUGCCAAAUAAGCAAUCUGCUCACAAACCAACGUGUUUUAAAAGAACAAUAAAU
Molecule: messenger RNA, 701 nt
Organism: Ixodes scapularis (black-legged tick)
Lineage: Eukaryota; Metazoa; Arthropoda; Arachnida; Ixodida; Ixodidae
Exons: 3
Coding region: 14-658 (214 amino acids)
Source: RefSeq, a predicted model, not a curated record